Messenger RNA from Daldinia loculata, 1702 nucleotides. Its product is annotated as putative GMC oxidoreductase. The record is from RefSeq and is a predicted model, not a curated record. Bases 8 to 1702 code for a protein of 564 amino acids. Lineage: Eukaryota; Fungi; Ascomycota; Sordariomycetes; Xylariales; Hypoxylaceae. The transcript has 4 exons. Gene Ontology annotation, molecular function: oxidoreductase activity, acting on CH-OH group of donors; flavin adenine dinucleotide binding.
UGAUAUUAUGGCAUCAACCUAUGACUUUGUAAUCGUUGGUAGUGGACCAGCAGGCAGUGCUGUCGCAGCCUGGCUCGCGAAGUCGGCAAAGAAGCCCAAGGUGUUGCUCCUCGAAGCCGGCGGUAAGAACGACGACAAAGACCUGCGUAUCGACGGGCAGCGGUGGACAACAUUCCGGAACGAGGCCCUGAACUGGGGCUACAAGACGGUGCCCCAGGAGUUCUGCAAUAACCGAGAGCUCGAUUACUCGCGAGGCUUAGGACUCGGCGGCUCAAGCGCUGUUAACUUCAGCGUAUUCACCGUGGGAGCAAGCCGCGACUACGACGAGUGGUCACGCAUCGUGGGGGACGAUGCGUUCAACUGGGCUCACAUGCAGCGCCGGUUCAAAAGUCUGGAGUCCUUCGACCGGACACUGCCGCCGGGAAUCGAUAGCCGGUAUGCUGCGCCGAAAGCCGAAGACCACGGCAGUUCGGGGCCUCUGAAGACGGGUUACGUGGCCGAGGCGGAGAAGGAUAUAGCGCCCCUACUUGAUGCCUUCGAAAAGGUGGGGUACCCCUUGAACCCGGACCACAACUCGGGUAACCCGAUCGGCUUCUCUCUUGGGAUCAACUCGUCUAGCAAGGGGGUCCGGUCUACGGCGGCGGACUUGUUCACGCUGGCCCCGGAAAAUUUAACAAUUAUUACUGAGUCUCCGGUCCAGCGGCUCAUACUGGAAGGAAAUAGGGCCGUUGGAGUUGAUUCGAAUGGCAAGCGUUACCUGGCUUCCAAGGAAGUUAUUCUCUCAGCAGGUUCAGCCAACGACCCGAAGAUCCUAAUGCACUCCGGUAUUGGCCCCAGAACACAGCUGGAAAAGUACGGGAUACCUGUAGUCAAAGAUGUCCCAGCAAUCGGCCAGGGCCUGCGUGAUCACAUGUUCAUUCCCCUAGCCUACACACGAGCCGAAGGGACCACGGACCGGGCCUCUUUUUACGGGGACAAGAAAGCCAUGGCCGACGCUCUGGAGCAGUGGAAGAAAGACGGUUCGGGUCCUUGGGCCAAGUAUGCUUGUCAAUUGCCCAUUGGGUGGUUCAAGCUAGACAAGCUCCUCGCAUCUCAGGAGUUCCAGGACCUACCUGCUAGCGAAAAGGACCUCAUCAACGACCCUACGGUGCCUCACUACGAGCUGCUAAGUCACUUCCCGCUCCACUGGUUUGUGCCAGACUUCCCCGACUCGGCCCUGAACUACUCAGCGCUCCUAGUCUUCCUAUUCAAUGCGCAGAGCCGCGGCGAGGUCACUCUCCAGUCGGCAGAUCCGGACGCAGCGCUGCGGAUAGACCCCAAGUUCCUAGCAACAGCGUUCGAUCGGCGUGCCGCUAUCGAGGGGCUGCGUGAUGUGCUGCGGUUCGUGCGGUCAGAGGGUUAUGCACGAGAUAACGUGUCGACGAUUACAGGGCCAGCAAGCGACUCGGACGCAGACUUACUUGAAUAUUGGCGCCAGACAAUAGGAUCAAGCUGGCACAUGACCGGCACCGUAAAGAUGGGCCGUCCUGGCUCUGCCGAUGCGGCCGUAGAUAACAAUUUUCGCCUUAUUGGUUUCGAGGGCCUACGCGUUGCAGAUAUGAGCGUAGUCCCUGUCCUCGCGAGCUGCCACGUCCAAUGUGUUGCUUAUCUCACCGGUAUAGCAUGUGCCGAAAAAUUAAUUUCCGAGUACGAUCUCGCAUAA